This is a messenger RNA of Eupeodes corollae, 1020 nucleotides long. RefSeq lists its product as uncharacterized. The record is from RefSeq and is a predicted model, not a curated record. NCBI's taxonomy places the organism in Eukaryota, Metazoa, Arthropoda, Insecta, Diptera, Syrphidae. The transcript has 3 exons. Bases 1 to 1020 code for a protein of 339 amino acids. Gene Ontology annotation, molecular function: catalytic activity.
AUGACAUGUGGAGGUGAUAGUUUAAAUGUACUACUUAUAGGCGAUUUCAAUGCAAGAGUGGGUGAUGAAGAAGGUGAUGUUAACAAUCUAGCUGGAAUCGAGAGAAACUCAAAGGAUAAUGUUAGAAACGCCAAUGGUUAUAAGCUAAUCGAACUCUGUAACUCUUUUGGUUUAAAACUGCUAAACGGAACUAGCCGAGGUGAUCAAAAUGGAGAAUUCACAUUUGUUGGAGGGCAAGGUUCUUCCGUCAUUGACUAUUGUUUUAUAGGAUGCGAAUGGAAUAAUCAUGUUGUCGAUUUCGAAGUAUUGAACGAGCCAUUUUCAGACCACAUGCCGAUUGUGGUAUCCUUCAACCAUUCAGAGGUAGCUAAUGUCACAACCACAAACAUGGAACUCCUCCCAAAGAUAGUUUGGCAUAGUAGCAAUGAACACUCCUAUAAAGCGAAUUUAGAUGAGGCCCUACAAAAUCAUGAAGUUGCAAAUUUCAACGAUCUAGAGGAAAUAAUUAAGCAAAAUUUUGGAUCCAACAUCAAACGAGAUAUCCAAGUACCACCUAACUUUCAAGAGCCUAUUUUAGAUUCACCUAUCACUAUACAAGAAGUUUCUUCUAUCGUUAAUGGACUCAAGGAUGGCAAAGCAGCUGGAUCGGAUAGGAUACCUGCAGAAUUUUACAAGUACGGAUCGAAUAAUCUCAUUCAGACACUAACCGGUCUAAUUAACAGCGUCAUGGAAAAUGGUGUAAUACCUGAACAGUUUAAGGAAGCUUUAAUGUUCCCCAUUUACAAGAAAGGUUGUGCAAUGAAUCCUGCAAACUACAGAGUACUUCAGAAUCGGCUCAAAAUGUGGAUUUCAUCAAAAAAUCUCUUAAGUGAAUUUCAGGCGGGCUUCAGAUCGGGCUAUUCUACUAUUGAUCACAUUUUCGUGUUCAAAAGUAUUGCUGACUUGCAAGAAGUAAAAAGUUGUAUGUCAUCUUCGUGGAUUUUAAAGCAGCGUUCGACACGGUCGACCGAGAUGCCCUAA